AUUCUGGCGACUUAAAAAUAUUGGAAUCUAUUCCGUUUUUGCAAUAAAAAAUGAUAGGUACCUAUAGUUCGUAGUUGCUAUUGUUGAUACAAAGUUACUCGCCAUUUCGUCAGUCCGAAUUUCCUACAUCCGAUUUACUACUUAACUAAAAUAUGGCACCAUCAGCUGCGGUGAACAAGAGGGAUAGCGUCCCAUCGACAUCCGAAGAUUUUGAUUUAGAGAAGACGGCCGAAGAAGCGAAAUCUUUGAUUGAGAAAGUCAUCAAAGAUGUGGGCAAAAAAUCUGCAACCAGACAGUUGAUAUUUGGUUCGGCUUCUGGAUGGGCAACUGGUUUUAUUAUGAUGAAAUUGGGUAAAGCUGCUGCGUUCACAGUCGGAAGUGGUAUAUUAGCAUUACAACUAGCCAAUUCAAGCGGUUACAUAAAAAUUGAUUGGGAUAAAUUGACCAGAGGUGUAGAAAGGGUAGCUGAACAAGUCGAAGACAGUACAAGUGACAAAAAGAAAGGAUUAUUGAAGAAGAUGGGACGCUUUGUCGACAAGAAACUAGACAAAGCUGAAGAUUUAUUAAGGAAGAAAGAACGCAAAGCUAAACGUUGGUUUCACCGUAUAUCUGGUGACGAGGACGAGUUUGUUUUUGAAGAGAUUCAUGUAUUUUUAGCAUCUUACUUAGUUGGCCUUUUUCUUGGAAUUUCUUGUGGCAUAGCUACUCGCUGAAACGGUCAUUAAACAAUACACUUUUACACUACAAUUAAAAUCAUUUAAUUUUGUAUAAUUGUUCGCAUGUAUAUAGCAAAGCACUAUUACUAAUAGUUCCAUAUUAAUUAAUUUAAACAAUUUGUCAAUGAGAAGUCAUUUGAUUUUUCAUUUAUUUAUUAAAUAUACAUAAUUAAUAAUUAUAUUGUAUUAUCAUCAUGCUUUAUUUAGUUUAAGUAUUAUUUUGAUACUAGUCAGUUCAAAACGAGUUGUUCCAUUCAUUUAUGUAAUAUUUUGUGAUCAAAUAAAUUAUGAACCUAGACUUUUUAA
Molecule: messenger RNA, 1022 nt
Organism: Rhopalosiphum padi (bird cherry-oat aphid)
Lineage: Eukaryota; Metazoa; Arthropoda; Insecta; Hemiptera; Aphididae
Product: FUN14 domain-containing protein 1-like
Exons: 4
Coding region: 153-713 (186 amino acids)
Biological process (GO): autophagy of mitochondrion
Cellular component (GO): mitochondrial outer membrane
Source: RefSeq, a predicted model, not a curated record